This is a messenger RNA of Tripterygium wilfordii, 1775 nucleotides long. Its product is annotated as protein STRICTOSIDINE SYNTHASE-LIKE 10-like. The record is from RefSeq and is a predicted model, not a curated record. Gene Ontology annotation, molecular function: strictosidine synthase activity. The coding region runs from base 578 to 1612 and encodes 344 amino acids. NCBI's taxonomy places the organism in Eukaryota, Viridiplantae, Streptophyta, Magnoliopsida, Celastrales, Celastraceae. Gene Ontology annotation, biological process: biosynthetic process. The transcript is spliced from 4 exons.
UGUAGUUAAGUGUGGAAAACUGGCUCCACUGGAAUGAAUGAGGUGAUUGAUUCCACCCUCCUGGCUCAAGUAUAGCGAUUGUACUGUUUUUUGCUACCUUGUUAAUCGCAGUCCCUGGGUUUCAUGCUUGUGGAUGAAAUGAACUGGUGCUCCAGGUGUUCGACAAAAUGCCUCUGAACGCUCUGCAUCAGUAUAUACAAUUAGAAGAGAAAUUACCUGAUAAUAGGGAAGGCGGCUGGUGUUCCUUCCUAAUAAAGUAUGCCCCACAAUCUAACCAAAAGUCUUCAACACCAGUUACACAACCACAUCCUUGACAAAUUGCAUAUGCUUUAAUGCACCGUUUUGAAGUAAUGCUAAGCAAAUCUCAAUGUGAUAGCUGGUUUUAAGUCACUGGAUUGGUGCCAUAAAUAGGGUAGAUGGUAUGUCAAUUUCUAUAAAUACAAGUAGAUGGUCUGUUCUUUGCAAUAAAUACUAGUUAGAGUAGUAAACCAUAUAGCUUCAGAGACUCAUAUAAAUACUACUGUGGUAAGUGUUAAGUGUAGGUGCAAAUGCAAUUAAAGUACCAGUCUUGAUAAGGAUGAAUGUUAAUGCAGGACUGUUUUCUUCCACUUCUCUACUCUUCUUCCUUUUGUGUUUUUUCCAAUCCCAUUGUGAAGCAAAGGAUGUCUUGAAGAACUAUAAUGAGAUAGAGCUUCCUGGAGUGCUUGGCCCUGAAAGCAUAGCCUUCGAUUGCAGGGGAAAGGGUCCUUAUGUUGGUGUCUCAGAUGGUAGAAUCUUCAAAUGGCAAGGACCACAACUUGGUUGGACUGAGUUUGCUAUUCCCUCUGCUGAUAGGGAUAGGAAAGUUUGUGAUCGAGCAACCGAUCCCGAGUUGGAACAGAUAUGUGGGAGGCCACUAGGUCUGAAAUUCAACACUGCAACUUGUGAGCUCUUCAUUGCAGAUGCCACCUUCGGGCUUCUAAAGGUAGGACUGGAAGGAGGGGUUGCAACCCAACUUGCCAAUUCAGCUGAAGGUGUUCCCUUCCAGUUCACAAAUGGUCUGGACAUUAACAUCAAUACUGGAGAGGUCUUUUUUACUGUCAGCAGCAUGGUCUUUCAAAGAAGGGACUAUGCACUGGCAUUCAUUAGCAUGGACAAAACAGGGAGGCUAUUGAAAUAUGAUCCACAUACCAACAAUGUCACAGUCCUCCACAGAAAAUUAGCAAUCCCAAAUGGGAUUGCUCUAAGCAAGAACAAUUCAUUUCUCUUGGUUGCAGAAUCGACCACAUCAAGGAUUCUGAAAUUUUCUUUUAUAAAUGACUCAACCAGUGUUGGAACCCCAAAACAUCUUGUUCAGCUUAAAAGACCUCCUGAUAACAUAAAGAGAAACGCAAAGGGAGAGUUCUGGGUGGCGCUUGUUUCUGGGUUAGACGAGGUGAGUGUGACAGUGAGUAUGCCAUCGUCCGUUGAAGAUCCUGUGGGUGUAAAAAUCAAUGAAGAAGGAAGGGUCAUUGGUGUUUUGUCUGCAAAUGGGAGUAAAGAACUUGAGUCUAUUAGUGAAGUUGAAGAAGUUGAUGGGGUCUUGUGGAUUGGGUCUGUAGUGAAACCCUAUGUUGCUCAUAUCGUUGUCUAGUAGCAUCACCCAAAAUUUCUAUUCUCUUUUGUACUUUCUUUCAAGUGUUGUGCUUCAACAAUGUCAAAGAAUCAGAAUUGAUGUGGGUAUACACAUAUAUAUACCUAUCAUCAACUGUAAUUGUUGUAUUCAAGAGUCCGUUUGGGAGUGUGUUGGGUUUUGA